This is a messenger RNA of Fraxinus pennsylvanica, 3630 nucleotides long. The record is from the annotation of a GenBank genome assembly. NCBI's taxonomy places the organism in Eukaryota, Viridiplantae, Streptophyta, Magnoliopsida, Lamiales, Oleaceae.
AUGGUGGGUUUUGGUGAGGGUGUGAGUUUUGGCGUUGGUGGUGGUGUGAGUUUGGGUGUGGAGAUGGAUGAUGGCGGAGAUGGUUUUGGACGGGUGACUGAGUUUUUGGUGUUGAUGGUGUUGGCGGAGCUUUCACAGGUGGCGGAGUUAGCCUUGCCCUUGGUGGAGCCACCGGCUAUGGAAUCGGCAAGCAACCGGAGAGAGCAUUGUUUCAGAAAAGGACCCUCGUCCAAUGUGUUCCCCAUUUGGCCAAUGCUGUUUGGAAUGCAUCUGGUGAACUUCUUGUUGGAGAUGACUAUUACUGAAGCUGGGGAAUUCCAUAAGUUUUCUGGGGUGGUGGAGUGGAACCGGUUGUGGUUCACAAAGAUAGCAUCAAGGUUCUCAUUGAACAGCUCUGGAGGCAAUGGUCCUUCAAAAUCGUUGAACCUGAUGUCGAGGUUUUGUUUAAGAAUAAUAAUGAAGAAGGCUAUGGAGAGUGUGCAAGAUCUGAUCGAAGAGGCGAAGCUUCGAACGGUUUGGUGGGCAUUGUGUAUAUUUGCCAUCUCUUACUUCUUGACGCAUACAAGUAAAUCAAUGUUAAUGAAUGCCCCAAUAGCUAUACUCUUGGUUUCUGGGCUAAGAAUGUUAUUCAAUGAGGUUGAAUUUCGGUGGAAGGUUCAUAAUGCCAGACCACAGUCCUACUUGUCACACUUAGAAAAGAGGCAGCUCUCAGCGAAUGAUUCUCGUCUCACUACCAUGCCUCCCCCACCAAAAUGGAAGAGAAACAUUGAUUCCCCUGUUGUAGAGGCCGCUAUGCAGGAUUUUAUCAAUAAGCUUUUGCGUGAUUUUGUCAGUGAUCUGUGGUAUUCUGAUAUUACACCUGACAAAGAGGCACCUGAGUUGAUACGUGCUGUAAUCAUGGAUGCACUUGGUGAAGUGUCUGGCAGAGUCAAAGAAGUAAACCUUGUUGACCUUUUGACAAGGGACAUUGUAGACCUGAUAGGAGAUCACCUGGAUCUUUUCAGAAAAAACCAGACUUCAAUUGGUGUGGAUGUUAUGGGAAUACUUUCUUCUGAAGAACGAGAUGAAAGGUUGAAACACCAUCUCCUGGCUUCUAAGCAGCUUCAUCCUGCUCUGAUAUCUCCAGAGUGUGAGUACAAGUUUCUUCAGCAGCUCAUGGGUGGACUCUUAACUAUCGUACUAAGACCAAGGGAAGCCCAAUGCCCUCUGGUUCGAUGCAUUGCACGAGAGCUUGUAACAUGUUUGGUACUGCAACCUCUUAUAAAUUUAGUAAGCCCAGGGUAUAUUAAUGAAUUGGUUCUCUAUAUUUUCCUUGCCAUCAAGGCUGAGUUGUUUAAGGAUGGUGACACUGAUCAGUCAUCUAAUAUGGAGGGUCAUAAUCACGCUGCUGGCGAAUCUGCUUUCAAGAAAAAUUUAUCUGCCAACAGUCAAGGAACUGAUAUGACUUUAGCUCGUUUUGACAAUAAAAAGGAACUUAUGUCUGAUGCAUCAGUAAAUUCCUUAUCUGAUACAGUGCAGGAUGAACCGGCCCAUCCACGACCUUCCGACUGGGCCCGAGUGUUUGAGGCUGCAACACAGAGAAGAACAGAAGUUCUUAUGCCUGAAAAUCUUGAGAACAUGUGGGCAAUAGGAAGAAACUACAAAAAGAAGCUCAAGAAGAGCACUGCUACAGGAAUUCAGGCUCCCGAAACAGCAGGUUCAGUAAGCAGUGUCAUGCCUCAGAAGGAAAUGGGGACCCAAGUGUGGGAUAACAACCAUGAAAUAUCUACUGGAGUGGAAGAUAAAGCUGAGAUGCAGCUUCUAUCUUUGCCUCAACCAGAUGCUGGGCUUACUGAUCACGACACUAAUGCAUUACACAUGCUCCAGGAUCUUAACAAGGAGGUAUUUUCAAAGGAUGGAUCUACUGAUAAUAAACUUGAGGAUAGAACUAGAGUUGUUCCUCUUGAAAAUAGAAACAGGCUUAAGAGAUCAAACAGCACUUCUGAUUUGAAAGUCCAAUCAAACAUGGAAGAUACAUUUACUAGCAAAGGUGGUUCACCCAUUAUUUCGGAAUUUUAUGGUGUGGAUAUUAAUGGAACUAAUAUACAUAGUGUCAAGAGUGUCUCAAAUAUGGUUCUGCGCAGUGAAGGACUGCAUGUUCCAAGGCUGAGAUGCCGGGUUAUUGGAGCAUACUUUGAGAAACUUGGCUCUACAUCGUUUGCAGUUUACUCGAUUGCUGUGACUGAUGCUGACAACAACACUUGGUUUGUAAAAAGAAGAUAUCGAAACUUUGAGAGAUUGCACCGACAUCUCAAGGACAUUCCUAAUUAUAUGUUACAUUUGCCUCCCAAAAGGAUAUUUUCAUCAAGUACAGAGGAUGCUUUCGUUCACCAACGUUGUAUUCAACUUCACAAGUAUCUGCAAGAUCUAUUGUCAAUUGCCAAUGUUGCUGAGCAGCAUGAAGUAUGGGAUUUUCUAAGUGCUUCCUCUAAGAAUUACUCAUUUGGGAAAUCAUCUUCAGUGAUGAAGACUUUGGCAGUUAAUGUAGAUGAUGCUGUGGAUGAUAUUGUACGGCAGUUCAAAGGAGUUUCUGAUAGCUUGAUGCAGAAAGUUGUUGGCUCACCUUCCUCUAUGUGUGAACCAGCUUCCUUAGUGACAAGCAGAUCUUCGUCCUGGAUAGCAGAUGAUAUUAAAAACCUGGCUUUGAGUCACAAUACCACCGAGUCAAUUAACAGUCACAAUACCAGUGCAUCAAUUAACAGUAUCUCUGAUAACGAGGAAGGCGAUAAAGAUGAAAGCCAUGGGCAACAGGAAGUAGAAUCUGCUGCACAAGCCAAUGGGAGGCUCUCGGACUAUGAAUUGAACCCAAAGGGGUUUCCACCGAGAGUUGUGACAUGUGAUGAAGACUUUACCUUGAAUUCUGAGGGAAUUCGUGGUCAAAAAGUGCAAUCUGAGUUGCAUAGUGUGAGCAGAUAUUCAGAGUAUAGUCUUGCAUUAACAUCUGUUCCCCAAGAGGAUCCAACUGGGGUGCCUCCAGAGUGGACUCCACCCAAUUUAAGCAUUCCUGUUUUGAAUUUGGUUGAUAAGGUAUUUCAGCUGAAGAGAAGAGGGUGGCUGAGGAGACAAGCGUUUUGGAUAUCAAAGCAAGUAUUGCACUUAGUUAUGGAUGAUGCUGUUGAUGACUGGCUCUUGAGGCAAAUUCAGUGGCUCCGAAGAGAUGAUGUUAUUGCUCAUGGAAUUCGGAUGGUCCAGGACAUUCUUUGGCCCAAUGACACAUUUUUCCUGAGAUUGAAUAUUCAAACUGGACUAAAUGGUAGUCAUGCAAAUCCUGGAUCUCAAAGAUCAACAAGGCAACAAAUUGGAACUCGGGCUUCUAAACAAGGAACUUUUGAGCAACAGUUUGAAGCCACUCGCAGAGCUAGCGAAGUGAAAAAGAUUCUCUUCAAUGGUGCUCCCACUGCUUUAGUAAGCUUCAUUGGGCAUAAGCAGUACAGACGUUGUGCCAGAGAUAUCUAUAACUUCCUUCAGUCUACUAUUUGUUUGAAGCAACUUGGCUAUGGAAUAUUAGAACUCUUUCUAGUAUCAGUUUUCCCAGAGCUACGUGAUGUUUUGAUGGACAUCCAUGAAAAGGUGCGUGCUCAACACGAAUAG